Molecule: messenger RNA, 1517 nt
Organism: Gorilla gorilla gorilla (western lowland gorilla)
Lineage: Eukaryota; Metazoa; Chordata; Mammalia; Primates; Hominidae
Gene: CAMK1
Product: calcium/calmodulin dependent protein kinase I
Exons: 12
Coding region: 213-1325 (370 amino acids)
Biological process (GO): protein phosphorylation
Molecular function (GO): protein kinase activity; ATP binding
Source: RefSeq, a predicted model, not a curated record
CUCCACUGACAUCAGAGCCGCAGGCGGGCGGAGAGAGCCGCCGAGCCGAGCCGAGCCGAGCCCCAGCCCCAGCGAGAGCGCGCGCGGGUGGCCCAGGCACCCAGCGGUGAGGACCGCGGCCACAGCUCGGCGCCAACCACCGCGGGCCUCCCAGCCAGCCCCGCGGCGGGGCAGCCGCAGGAGCCCUGGCUGUGGUCGGGGGGCAGUGGGCCAUGCCGGGGGCAGUGGAAGGCCCCAGGUGGAAGCAGGCGGAGGACAUUAGGGACAUUUACGACUUCCGAGAUGUUCUGGGCACGGGGGCCUUCUCGGAGGUGAUCCUGGCAGAAGAUAAGAGGACGCAGAAGCUGGUGGCCAUCAAAUGCAUUGCCAAGAAGGCCCUGGAGGGCAAGGAAGGCAGCAUGGAGAAUGAGAUUGCUGUCCUGCACAAGAUCAAGCACCCCAACAUUGUAGCCCUGGAUGACAUCUAUGAGAGUGGGGGCCACCUCUACCUCAUCAUGCAGCUGGUGUCGGGUGGGGAGCUCUUUGACCGUAUUGUGGAAAAAGGCUUCUACACGGAGCGGGACGCCAGCCGCCUCAUCUUCCAGGUGCUGGAUGCUGUGAAAUACCUGCAUGACCUGGGCAUUGUACACCGGGAUCUCAAGCCAGAGAAUCUGCUGUACUACAGCCUGGAUGAAGACUCCAAAAUCAUGAUCUCCGACUUUGGCCUCUCCAAGAUGGAGGACCCGGGCAGUGUGCUCUCCACCGCCUGUGGAACUCCGGGAUACGUGGCCCCUGAAGUCCUGGCCCAGAAGCCCUACAGCAAGGCUGUGGAUUGCUGGUCCAUAGGUGUUAUCGCCUACAUCUUGCUCUGCGGUUACCCUCCCUUCUAUGACGAGAAUGAUGCCAAACUCUUUGAACAGAUUUUGAAGGCCGAGUACGAGUUUGACUCUCCUUACUGGGACGACAUCUCUGACUCUGCCAAAGAUUUCAUCCGGCACUUGAUGGAGAAGGACCCAGAGAAAAGAUUCACCUGUGAGCAGGCCUUGCAGCACCCAUGGAUUGCAGGAGAUACAGCUCUAGAUAAGAAUAUCCACCAGUCGGUGAGUGAGCAGAUCAAGAAGAACUUUGCCAAGAGCAAGUGGAAGCAAGCCUUCAAUGCCACGGCUGUGGUGCGGCACAUGAGGAAACUGCAGCUGGGCACCAGCCAGGAGGGGCAGGGGCAGACGGCGAGCCAUGGGGAGCUGCUGACACCAGUGGCUGGGGGGCUGGCAGCUGGCUGUUGCUGUCGAGACUGCUGCGUGGAGCCGGGCACAGAACUGUCCCCCACACUGCCCCACCAGCUCUAGGGCCCUGGACCUCGGGUCAUGAUCCUCUGCGUGGGAGGGCUUGGGGGCAGCCUGCUCCCCUUCCCUCCCUGAACCGGGAGUUUCUCUGCCCUGUCCCCUCCUCACCUGCUUCCCUACCACUCCUCACUGCAUUUUCCAUACAAAUGUUUCUAUUUUAUUGUUCCUUCUUGUAAUAAAGGGAAGAUAAAACCA